UAUUAUUAUUACUAUUAUUAUUAUUAUUAUUAAUUUAUUAUAUGAAUCUAACUUGUAGAAUGUAGUUAUAGUUAUAGUUAUUAGUUAUAAACUACUUCACGUGACUGGUCGUGUCCCCUGUCCAGUACUAUUAUUUUCAGCCAAUAAAAAAUUGAAAUUGAAACUGAAUCCGACAAAAGACAUUUUUAUUUAGUGUCUGAAGUACGCACUGUUAAGAAAUUGGUAAAGGGUGAAAAAAAAGUCUGAAGUGACGAAAAAUUUGUUGUUGAAAACAGUUAGAAUAUAUCCUUACUUUAGUCAUAUAUACUUCAAUAGUUAUUCAAUUGGGUUAUGUUUCGUUUAGGUGCCACUCAAGUUGCCCGCUCUGCCGGUGCAAGAAACUAUGCCACUUUAAGAGAAAUUGAAAUGCGUCUUAAAUCAAUUAAAAAUAUUGAAAAAAUUACCAAUACUAUGAAAAUUGUUGCAUCAACCAGAUUAAAUAAAGCUCAAAGAGCCAUGGCUUCAUCAAGAGUAUUCAACAAAUCAGAUUCAGAAUUCUACGCCAAUGCUGACCCUGAAUUACCUGAACAAUCUAAAACUCUUUUAAUUGUGGUUUCUUCUGAUAAAGGUUUAUGUGGUUCAAUCCAUUCUCAAAUUUCAAAAGCUGCUAGAAGAAGAUUUGAUGAAUUAAAUGGUGAAGUUGAUAUCGUCACUAUUGGGGAUAAAGUUAAAGCUCAAUUAUUAAGAACUCAUGGUGAUCAAUUAAAAUUAUCCUUUAAUGGGGUUGGUAAAGAAGCUCCAAAUUUUACUGAAGUUGCUUUAAUUGCUGAUGAAAUUAAUGCUCUUGGUCAAUAUGAUAGUAUUGAAGUUUUAUAUAAUAAAUUCAUUUCAGGAGUUUCUUUUGAACCAUCUAAAUUCAGUGUUUUCGCUGCUGAAGCCAUUGAAAAAGCUCCAGGUUUAAGUAAAUAUGAAUUAGAAUCAGAAAAUACUUCAGAAACUUUAGCUGAAUUCUCCUUAGCUAACUCUAUCUUAAGUGCUAUGGCUGAAGGUUAUGCUUCUGAAGUAUCUGCCAGAAGAAAUGCUAUGGAUAACGCUUCUAAGAAUGCUGGUGAUAUGAUUAAUCGUUUCACCAUCUUAUAUAAUAGAACUAGACAAGCUGUUAUUACUAAUGAAUUAGUCGAUAUUAUUACUGGUGCUUCUUCAUUAGAUUAAGCUCGUCUUUUAACUUUCAUUAUUUAUAUACUUAUUUAGAUACAAACUCCCUCACUCCCCCCAUCCAAAAAUUGAAGAUAGAAAGAUCAUUAGUAUCAUUCUUCCUUUGCAUCC
This is a messenger RNA of Scheffersomyces coipomensis, 1305 nucleotides long. It is a transcript of the gene ATP3, whose product is annotated as F1F0 ATP synthase subunit gamma. Bases 331 to 1191 code for a protein of 286 amino acids. Gene Ontology annotation, biological process: proton motive force-driven ATP synthesis. Gene Ontology annotation, molecular function: proton-transporting ATP synthase activity, rotational mechanism. NCBI's taxonomy places the organism in Eukaryota, Fungi, Ascomycota, Pichiomycetes, Serinales, Debaryomycetaceae. The transcript has 2 exons. The record is from RefSeq and is a predicted model, not a curated record.